Molecule: messenger RNA, 4521 nt
Organism: Mus pahari (shrew mouse)
Lineage: Eukaryota; Metazoa; Chordata; Mammalia; Rodentia; Muridae
Gene: Gata4
Product: GATA binding protein 4
Exons: 7
Coding region: 1298-2626 (442 amino acids)
Biological process (GO): cell fate commitment; negative regulation of transcription by RNA polymerase II; positive regulation of transcription by RNA polymerase II
Cellular component (GO): nucleus
Molecular function (GO): DNA-binding transcription factor activity, RNA polymerase II-specific; zinc ion binding; RNA polymerase II cis-regulatory region sequence-specific DNA binding
Source: RefSeq, a predicted model, not a curated record
GACGGGAGAUCGCAGGAGUGGGAAGAAGUGUUGGCGGCGAGGGGUGCGCGUUUUGUAUAAAUACAUAAACUCCUGGGCUUGAGGAGGUUCUCGGCGCCUUGCAGUCUCCACCGGUUCGUGGGAAGGAGAAAAGAACGCUUGCAUCUCUAGGCACGGACCUUAAGGGCCAGUUCAGGUUUUAGUGCCUCCUGACCCUCUCCUGAGCUCACUUCAAGGACCCUUUAGAUCUGAGGCUAGCAAGGCACCCCGGGUGACCCAGUGCCCCACAGGCGACCAUGAGCCCAGCAUGCGAGGUCACCUUCUCCUCUAACCAGCCCCGCCCCUUGAACACGGCGCUGGACGCGGACCACUGAGAGAGAGUAGGGAGGAAAGAGAAGAAACUCGAGAAUAAACACGAUCCUUGGCAGGGCAGCAAACCGCGAGGACGUCAGGCUGCACCGAGGGCAGAGCGGAGCGCCCGUCACUGAGCGCUUUCCUUCCCCGAGAGAUCCGCGCGCAUGGACUUUGCCUGUUGGGGGAGCUUUGGGAAGAGUCCCGCGGGCGGGCGCCGGGCGGAGGUGCUGCUGGGUCCGUGCUCCCCCGCCCCCGCCCUUGCACGUGACUCCCUUAGGCCAGUCAGCGCAGGCGAUCGCUACGCGGGGGCCCGGGGAACCGCGCCGGGAGCAAGGGACAAGCCGGAGGCCCGCAGAGUGGCCGCCCGAGGCUCCGCCGCCGCUGUAGCUCUGCGGACUCACGGAGAUCGCGCCGGCUCUCUGGGAAACUGGAGCUGGCCAGGACUGCCGCUUCGCUUCGAAGGGACCGGGCCUUCUUUGUCCUUCUUCGCUGGAGCCGCUCUGGAGCUAGCAGCUGCGCCUGGGUGUGUAGCAGGCAGAAAGCAAGGACUAGGCUUCGCUAGCCGGUGGGUGAUCUGAAGGCCUGCUCAGGGUGUUCGAGCCCAGCCUCGACUGCGUCUGGGCACCUCCAGCCUCUGGGCCCUGGAGUAGAGUCCGCCCUCCCGCACAGUUUCUGGAGCAACCACAAAUCCAAUUUAGGAUUUUCUUUUUCCUGAGCAAACCAGAGGCUAGAGAUUGCUGCUCUGAUGCUGGAUUUAAUUCGUAUAUAUUUUAAGCGAGUUGGGCCUCUCCUCGUUUAUUGAUCUCCGUCUUUUUGGUUUUUUGUUUUUGGAUUUUUGUUUUGUUUUGUGUGACAGUUCCGCACACCCGCAUUCUAGUUCUUGUCGCUUUGGUCUGCCUCGAGCCCGCGUGGGCUCCUUGACUUGCAAGUAGAGAGAGCACACCGAAGCUCAGAGCUUGGGGCGAUGUACCAAAGCCUGGCCAUGGCCGCCAACCACGGCCCCCCGCCCGGCGCCUACGAAGCAGGUGGCCCUGGCGCCUUCAUGCACAGUGCGGGCGCCGCGUCCUCGCCCGUCUACGUGCCCACUCCGCGGGUGCCGUCCUCUGUGCUGGGCCUGUCCUACCUGCAGGGAGGUGGCAGUGCGGCUGCAGCUGGAGCCACCUCGGGUGGCAGCUCCGGGGCCGGCCCGUCGGGUGCGGGGCCUGGGACCCAGCAGGGUAGCCCCGGCUGGAGCCAGGCUGGAGCCGAGGGAGCCGCCUACACCCCGCCGCCCGUGUCCCCGCGAUUCUCAUUCCCGGGGACUACUGGGUCCCUGGCGGCCGCUGCCGCCGCUGCCGCAGCCCGGGAAGCUGCAGCCUACAGCAGUGGCGGCGGGGCGGCGGGCGCUGGCCUGGCCGGCCGAGAGCAGUACGGGCGUCCGGGCUUCGCCGGCUCCUACUCCAGCCCCUACCCUGCCUACAUGGCCGACGUGGGAGCAUCCUGGGCCGCGGCCGCCGCUGCCUCUGCUGGCCCCUUCGACAGCCCAGUCCUGCACAGCCUGCCCGGACGGGCCAACCCUGGAAGACACCCCAAUCUCGUAGAUAUGUUUGAUGACUUCUCAGAAGGCAGAGAGUGUGUCAAUUGCGGGGCCAUGUCCACCCCACUCUGGAGGCGAGAUGGGACAGGACACUACCUGUGCAAUGCCUGUGGCCUCUAUCACAAGAUGAAUGGUAUCAACCGGCCCCUCAUUAAGCCUCAGCGCCGCCUGUCCGCUUCCCGCCGGGUAGGCCUCUCCUGUGCCAACUGCCAGACUACCACCACCACGCUGUGGCGUCGUAAUGCCGAGGGUGAGCCUGUGUGUAAUGCCUGCGGUCUCUACAUGAAACUCCAUGGGGUUCCCAGGCCUCUUGCAAUGCGGAAGGAGGGGAUUCAAACCAGAAAACGGAAGCCCAAAAACCUGAAUAAAUCUAAGACACCAGCAGGUCCUGCUGGUGAGACCGUCCCUCCCUCCAGCGGUGCCUCCAGCGGUAACUCCAGCAAUGCCACUAGCAGCAACAGCAGCAGUGAAGAGAUGCGCCCCAUCAAGACAGAGCCCGGCCUGUCAUCUCAUUAUGGGCACAGCAGCUCCAUGUCCCAGACAUUCAGUAAUGUGUCCGGCCAUGGGCCCUCCAUCCAUCCAGUGCUGUCGGCUCUGAAGCUCUCCCCACAAGGCUAUGCAUCUCCUGUCACUCAGACAUCGCAGGCCAGCUCCAAGCAGGACUCUUGGAACAGCCUGGUUCUGGCUGACAGUCACGGGGACAUAAUCACCGCGUAAUCAGUGCCCCCCUUCCCUCUUCAAAUUCCUGCUCGGACUUGGGACCUUGGGGGCCGGCAAAGUAAAAGGCUGGGGCACCCUUGGCCAGCUCCUUUGUCUGGGAACAACUCCUGAAGAACAACUGGGUAGAACUUGAAGUUGUUGACAGUCAUUUAGGGAUAUGGGUGCCGGGUUGCUUCAAACACCUUUCCAGGUGGAGUACUGGAAAAGCCUGCGCUCUUACAGAGAAGCCCCCGCCUUGGCUGCAAGCGCAGCACAGUGAGGCUCUUCAGUGUACCAAGAGACUUCUUCCUCAUUCUCCACCUGCCUGUCCAGGACAGACACAUAAUCUCCUUCACCCCAGCUCCCCACCCCAGCAGUUGUGGUGGUGGGUUUUUCUUUGUGAUCCUAGAGUGGCUGUAGGGGCAGAGGCUUCAAGACACCAUCUACAGCCUGAGCAGGGUGUCUACUUGUUGUGGACUAGACAUAGCAGCCCUGCCCUCGUCCAACACUCCCCUUGCUUGAGGCAUGGCACAUCUCUGUAUGUCCCAUACCAGAUCUAACUCCAAAGUGCUGGGUUCAAUGCAGAUGUUACUGAGUGCUUCCUAGGGAGACUAUGAGGGGAAGGCACAUCACCUAUCACACAGAAUAGCUUCAUCAAAUCGCAGCCUGGCCGUGGUGCCUUCCCUUCCUCUCCCAGGAACAUCAAACCCCUUGCUCUCCAGCCUGAACAUCUCCUACCCUCUGCAAAACUAGAGCCCAGUUGUACAGCUAAUGCCACUAGGCGCUAUUUCCCAGCAUCCUCUUCACCCCUUCACACACAGGGGUUCCUAAGGAGGAACAAAACCUGCUACCAAAGCAGCCUCCGGUGACUAGGCUCAUCUGCACCUCGGGGGCCCUCUGGAGGUUGUGUCUACAGCACAAUACUGUUCCCAGGACUCUAGCUUGCUUGCCCUGAGCCUGACAAGCCAAGCUCUCUCUUAAGUCAGACAGUUUCCCGGCUCUGAGACUUUCUCCAGCACAGAUCCUUGGUCUAGAAAAUACAGACUGUUUGCAAAAUAAAUUCAAAGCAGAAACAACUAAAGGAAACUUGUGAAAGGACAAAGGUGAUGGACAGGAGGAGAUGUCCCCAGGACUGGCGGGACAGCCAUGAUAGCAGCUGUCCUAGGAUUGGCCUCAUCUCCCACCAUUACUGGGGCUCCCAAAGAUUCUUCCUUGUCCUCAUCACCCACAGAGCUGUAGCCAACUGUGGCAUUACCUUAUUUUACCCCAAAUUCCCAGCCCUACCCCUAAACCUUACUGGCCGUAGCAGAGAAUAGCUUCGAACCAAGAAUCUGUUGUAAUCAUUUUCGUUGUUUCUCCCUCAAGGCCACCUUCCCCAUGCCUGCCUUCCUCCACAACCCGUUAACAUUGUCUUAAGGUGAAAUGGCUGUAAAAUCAGUAUUUAACUAAUAAAUUUAUCUGUAUUCCUCUUUCCCUCCGAAGUCUUUUCUAGCAGGCCUGGUGUUCUUGCCCUUUUUUAGUGGUGCAGGCCGCCUCUACCCAGUUCCCCCUCAUGGUUUUGGCUCCUGGGAACUAGUGGCAGAGGCUGGUGAGAGGUGGCACUGGAAGAUCUUAGGACAGGGUUCAGCUUCCUGGAGAGGACGGCAACUGCCUUAGCUGAAGCUCCUCUGUCCCCACCUUCUCACAUAGAAGUCACCCUGUGAUUGGGGACAGUUUUAGAGCAUCUGCCCGAGUGCUUUUGGCUCCAUUUAGCUAGAUGGUCCUCAGUUUCUCCUGUCUACUGAUUUAGAACACAUCCGGAACGGUGGCCCCCAAGAGAUAAAUACUCCAGUGAGACAAAGACACAGCUUUGUCCCCUUUACUAUUUUAUCUAUUUUUUUAUCUAAUACCUUAUCUAUUUUGGCUUCACCUCA